AUGCCGUUCCCGGAGUCAUCGCCCGGUCCAGGAUGGGCUACCCUCCAACCUGGAGAAGAGAGCGGUGCUUCGUCUCCCGUGUCCCAGUCGUCGAAUGACGAGCUGGAGCCAGAGGAUGAUGAGUUAGGACACUCAAACACCGCAACGCAGAAACGCAGAGCCCCAGUGGGAGCGUCUCCAAAGGAGAGGAAAAGGCAGAGAGUGCUUGACACGGAGACAAGUGGUGACCUUCCAGCUUACACGUUGAGCGGUCGACCAGUUCCGCGCAAGCGUAAGCAACCUGCUAAGUCCGUUGCGGCAAGUCCGCUCUCGACUGCUCUGCACAGCUCUUCCAAGAACCCUUCUUCUGAGCGACAUGAAGCAGUGGCAUCGAGAGAGAAUGCUGAUUCUCCUGACAUUCCUGAGCUUUCGACGUUACUAUCUCGAGCACGGGGCAGCCAGCGACGACCGUCCAAUGGACUUACGUCGUCACCGACGAGGGACAACCGUGCAAGAGCAUCACCCGCGUCACAAUAUAAGCCAGAGUCUCGUCUCCCCAGAGAUCCUCAGCUUUUUUCGGCGUUUUUCACCCCGAGAGAUAAGGGAAAAGACAAAUCCAAGCCCCAGAGUUCGCCUCAAACAGCACCUCCCGCUUUUCGAUGGCCUAAACAUAGGAAAAGCACCUCGUCCAGCACUAAUGGAGCUGACUUCAUCGAUCUGGCACCCUCACAUCCUCGCCUAUCGUUCUCGCAAACGGGUCGCAAGACUGAUCCCAUUGAGCUCCAGUCCGACAGCGAGAACGAGCAAGACACGCCCUCGGUUGUGCGAGUCAAACCACCUUCCUCUACACCUGCAAUUCGUCAAGACACCGAUGUUAUUGACCUUUGUAGUGAUGAUGAGGAAGGUCGAGAGGAUCACUUGGCUCUCCAGCAGCCUAUUACAUCUAGCCCCGCUGCAAUGUCGCCGCCUGCCUUCCCUGCCAUAAAUAAUCCCGAGCGAAAUGCAGAGAUAGAAGAUGCUACAAUUGGUGAGGAUAACAUUGCUCAGGAAGCCCAUGAACCCAUGCCGGACCCCGUCUUCGAUAACGACGACGCUCUUCGCAUGAACGAGUCGCCGGGUCCGGAUCUCGGAGAUGAAGACCCAUUAGACUUAGCACAAACUGUCGGGACUGAUGCGGACCCUCCAGAGGCGUCAAAUGACAGGCUCGCCGGUCCUGAAGAUAGUGCGGUUCAACAUCAAACGGAAAACUCACCUGUUGACAUUCAGGGCUUACAGCACUUCUCUCGGGAGCCAAAUUCGGGCCAAGCCGUAUUGUCCACAGGACAUGAUGCCGGUGAUCUUGAUGACAACUCCCCGGACUCCUCUACUGCACUUCCGGAGGAGCUGAACACGUGUCCCAUCGAGUCUCUUCGCACAACAGCAAGCAACCUUACUAGCGACUCUCCUUCACAAAGUCCAUCUUUAGCAGAGCGCUCGCCUUCUGCAUCCGCCAAACCAUCCAAUAAAGCCGUCUAUAAGGGCUCCAAAUAUUCCCGCGAGACAGGUCUAUGGGCACGCUUUUAUCGUCGAAGGUCUAGUCAACAAACCAGCCGUGGCUCGCUCUCUCAAGCAGAACCGUUUCUCUCUCAACAGCCCUCCGCAAGCUCUAACCAACUGGGGAACGAGACCCCUCCACCUCGUAGCCCUCCGCCGGCGGAUAUCCUUGAGCCCACAUCGCCUAGUCAAGGGUAUGAGUUGUCUGAUUCAAGUGAAGGCAGAGUGGAAGACCUACUGGAGCCUGGCCAAUAUGUGUCGCGCGGUGAAGUGGAGCACGGUAUUCAGCCGAGCAAUGACGAUUGUCCUACUCCUCAAGCCACAGCUGAAAUGUCGGGAGACAAGGACUCUGGUCCAUCACAGGAUAAAGAUCCCGUAUCUCCUUCCAGCGAGGACCCCUUGCCAUUUGUGCGACCUGAACUGGGAGUUACGUUUGUUGCAGCGGGUCCACUACCGCGACCCUAUUCCGGUGACGAAAUAUAUCCUACUUCGGCGACGCUCUUCCCCCACAACCAAGAGGAGCAGCAGGUUAUUGAUCUAACGAUCGACUCCGAGGACGAAAACAUAAGUGACUCGGAAGCAAUUUUGGCUGAAGCAUUACGAUUGAGAGCAGUGCUCCCUAACUAUGAGAGUGACUUGACUGGGGAAAGCGAGGAUACCUACGAUGCAGAGCACGCGCUUCCGUUCACUACGGCCGUUACUUCUUCUGAAGGGAGUCCUCUUAUGCUUGUGCAACGUCCAAUUACCCCUGAAGAAAUGUCGGAGAUGCGUAAUGAGUUAUUAGGUCCUUCUAGGCGCGGAGCUAGGCUUCGUGUUCCCUCUACGGUAGAUCCUGUGAUGAAUGAGAGCUCGCAUGUACCUGCGAGACUCUCCAUGCCACAGCCGUCUUCAUCGCAGCAUCUGUUUCCCAGCGUACCUGAAGCGAUUAGCGCAAGUUCUGAGAAACCCUUCGCCGAUAAAGCUGGCUCAGAGCACCCUGCUCUAGGUUUUUUUGAGGGAGAUGCAGUGGACGGUCAUGCAUCGGAUACAGCGUCUUCGGACGAGGAGAUGCCGCUUUCUCGUCGUGCACAACGCUUCUAUUCGCCCGUCUCUUCCCAAGGAGACGCGAUGGACCUCGGAUAUCCCGAUUCUUACCAGGCAAGCUUCCGAGUUGGACGGCGAAACGACUAAUCGGCCGCGUGCACGGCUGAGAUCUCGAGGCUCACGUUCUGUGCGCUCGUCUCGUCCAUCUUCGGCUUCUCACUCGUCCCCAGAAACGGAAGGCUCACAAUCAAGCCUCCCAAUGGAUAUAAUAGAUGCCAACUUGGAUGAGCUGACCUCUAGACCGGGUCGAAUCCGUGCAAG
This is a messenger RNA of Gloeophyllum trabeum ATCC 11539, 2856 nucleotides long. RefSeq lists its product as uncharacterized. Bases 1 to 2682 code for a protein of 893 amino acids. NCBI's taxonomy places the organism in Eukaryota, Fungi, Basidiomycota, Agaricomycetes, Gloeophyllales, Gloeophyllaceae. The record is from RefSeq and is a predicted model, not a curated record. The transcript is spliced from 10 exons.